Messenger RNA from Capsella rubella, 847 nucleotides. Its product is annotated as E3 ubiquitin-protein ligase RNF170. Bases 1 to 621 code for a protein of 206 amino acids. The record is from RefSeq and is a predicted model, not a curated record. Gene Ontology annotation, molecular function: ubiquitin protein ligase activity. Lineage: Eukaryota; Viridiplantae; Streptophyta; Magnoliopsida; Brassicales; Brassicaceae. The transcript has 5 exons.
AUGCGCCUCCGGAGAACGAAGUUUGUUCGAUAUGCCAUGGCCACUUCAUCGCUCCUUGUCAAGCUAAUUGCUCCCAUUGGUUCUGCGGUACGAUCUUCUUAUUUCUUUUGCUUUCGUUUCUCCUUCUCAGUUCUCUCGAAUCGUUUUCGGAUAGGAAAUUGCAUUAUGCUUGUUUGGAGGCAUGGAUCUACAUUACGGCCAUGCAAAUGUCCCUUGUGUCGUCGUCCUAUUAGUUUGUUAGUUCCUUCAGAGGAAACAGUGAGAGUUCGGGAUGAUGCUUCAGUUUCCGAGGUUCUUCACGAUGUCGAGACUUACAACCGAGUCUUUGGUGGACAAUCAAGUGGUCUAGUUCAGAGGAUGCAAGAUCUUCCCUUCUUACUUCGAAGGUUGUUGCGAGAAAUUAUGGAUCCACGAAGAACGCUUCCAUUUGUCAUCAGAGCUCGCAUAUAUAUUGCGUUGAUACUCAGUGCGAUUUACAUAAUCAGCCCAAUUGAUAUCAUUCCAGAAGGAGUCUUGGGGGUUAUUGGUUUACUAGAUGAUUUACUGAUAGCCCUGAUUUGUUUCCUCCAUGUCGCUGCUCUUUACCGAUCUGUUCUCUAUUUCCGUCAUGGUGGUUCGUGAAUCUCUUUGAACUUUUUAUAUCAUGAAUCAUCACAGCUGAAGAACUAAGUGACUUGGUCCUUGUUUGGCCCUUGCCUUCUUUAAUACAUGGUUUUGACUGUUAGACUUAGGAAACUUGAUUUGGAUGAUUAAACAAAGACGUUUCUUUCAUUUCAGUAAUAGAUGUAUUGAGUGAAGCAAUUGAAUUUCUCCAACACCAGAAGAAAACUAAAAGAAAAUAUGUACA